GAAUUCAUUAAAAAGUGUAUUAUUUUUGUGAAGAAAUAUGUCUGAUUCUGCAGUUGCAACAUCCGCGUCUCCAGUGGCUGCUCCACCAGUACCAGCUGAGAAGAAGGUGGCCGCCAAAAAGGCAUCUGGAUCCGCUGCGGCUACUGCAAAGGCUAAGAAGCCCGCAGCGCCACCAACGCAUCCCCCAACUCAGCAAAUGGUUGACGCUUCGAUUAAGAGCUUGAAGGAACGUGGGGGCUCAUCGCUCCUGGCAAUUAAGAAAUAUAUUACUGCCGAAUACAAAUGCGAUGCCCAGAAACUAGCUCCAUUUAUCAAGAAGUACUUGAAGUCAGCCGUUGCCAACGGAAAGCUGAUCCAAACAAAGGGCAAAGGUGCCUCUGGUUCGUUCAAACUGUCGGCUUCCGCCAAAAAGGAGCCCAAGCCAAAGGUUGCAUCUGUCGAAAAGAAAGUGAAAACUAAGAAGGUGGUCUCAUCGGCAGCAGCCAAGAAAACAGCAAGCCCCAAAAAAGCAGCCGGAGCUGGCGACAAGAAGCUAAAGGCAAAGAAGGCAGUCGCCACCAAGAAGACCGCCGAGAAGAAGAAAACUGAGAAGGCAAAGGCCAAGGAAGUAAAGAAAACUGGAACCGUGAAAGCGAAGCCUGCUGCGGCAAAGGCCAAGUCGAGCCCUGCAAAGCCAAAGCCAAAAGCAAAGGCAGUAGCAGCAGCGACGUCUGCCAAGCCCAAGAAGACGACGAAAAAGCCCGCUGCUCCCGCGACCGUCAAGAAGCCGAAAGCAAAGACGACGGCGGCCAAGAAGUAAAUUGCGAAAUGGUACACGGUGGUGUACAUGGUCGCACUUGCACUCGAAAUUUUAGAUGUAUACAUCUGAAAUGGAUUUAAACAAGCCCUUUUCAG
Drosophila guanche is the source of this 894-nucleotide messenger RNA. RefSeq names its product histone H1-like. Gene Ontology annotation, biological process: nucleosome assembly. Gene Ontology annotation, cellular component: nucleosome. Bases 38 to 799 code for a protein of 253 amino acids. The transcript has a single exon. The record is from RefSeq and is a predicted model, not a curated record. Lineage: Eukaryota; Metazoa; Arthropoda; Insecta; Diptera; Drosophilidae. Gene Ontology annotation, molecular function: structural constituent of chromatin; DNA binding.